Messenger RNA from Clarias gariepinus (North African catfish), 1983 nucleotides. It is a transcript of the gene sgsh, whose product is annotated as N-sulfoglucosamine sulfohydrolase (sulfamidase). The record is from RefSeq and is a predicted model, not a curated record. Gene Ontology annotation, molecular function: N-sulfoglucosamine sulfohydrolase activity. The transcript is spliced from 7 exons. NCBI's taxonomy places the organism in Eukaryota, Metazoa, Chordata, Actinopteri, Siluriformes, Clariidae. Bases 195 to 1724 code for a protein of 509 amino acids. Gene Ontology annotation, biological process: glycosaminoglycan catabolic process; heparan sulfate proteoglycan catabolic process.
GCGGAAGUCGCUGUGUGGUCGCGUGAAGUCUGCAUGUUUGCGGUGGAGUUUGUAAAAUAAAAAAGUUUUUUUUUUAAUUUGCAACAUAAACCAUGUUAUUAAAGACGAGCGGAAAGUCUGCGGAGCUUCACAGCGAGUCGGGAGACGCGAUUCAAACCUUUUUCAUCUAAAAGUUUGCUUAAUAAAAGGCGGAAAUGAAGGUGUGCGUGACGCUCGUGACGCUGCUCGUGCUGUGUGCUGGGGGGGAGGGGGCCAGGCACGCGCUUCUCAUCAUCGCCGACGACGCCGGGUUCGAGACCGAGGUCUACAACAACACGGUGGUCCGAACCCCUCACCUCAGAGCUCUGGCUCAGCGCGCCGUCGUUUUCCGUAACGCUUUCACCUCGGUCAGCAGCUGCUCGCCCAGCCGCUCCACCAUCCUCACUGGGUUACCUCAGCACCAGAACGGGAUGUACGGCCUCCAUCAGGGCGUGCACCACUUCAACUCGUUUGAUGGCAUACAGAGCCUCCCGCUUCUACUGCAACACGCCAACGUCCGCACCGGCAUCAUCGGGAAGAAGCAUGUGGGUCCGAGCGCCGUGUACCCGUUCGACUUCGCCUACACCGAGGAGAACGGCUCGGUGCUGCAGGUGGGCCGCAACAUCACACGGAUCAAACUGCUGGUGAGGAAGUUCCUUCAGGAGCAUCGAGAGGAGGAGGAGAAGAACGGAGGAGAAACUCGGCCCUUCUUUCUGUACGUAGCGUUCCACGACCCGCACCGCUGCGGCCACUCGCAGCCGCAGUACGGCCCGUUCUGUGAAAAGUUCGGCAACGGAGAGAGCGGCAUGGGAAGGAUUCCUGACUGGCACCCCGAGCACUACACGCCUGAGCAGGUCAAGGUGCCGUAUUUCAUCCCGGACACCCCGGCAGCUCGCGCGGACAUCGCCGCUCAGUACACCACCGUUAGCAGACUGGACCAGGGUGUUGGUUUGGUCCUGCAGGAACUGAGGGACGCCGGGUUCGAGAACGACACGCUGGUGAUGUACAGCUCUGAUAACGGAAUCCCGUUUCCUAAUGGACGAACCAAUCUGUACGACGCGGGCGUGGCCGAACCCAUGAUCAUCUCCUCACCUGAACACCGGGAGCGCUGGGGACAGACCAGUGACGCCUACGUCAGCCUGCUCGACAUUACCCCCACCCUGCUGGACUGGUUCUCUGUGCCGUAUCCUCCCUACAGCCUGAGCGGCAGGUCCACGGUCCACCUCACGGGCCGCUCCUUGCUCCCUGCGCUGUCCUCCGAGCCGAUGUGGGACACGACAUAUGGCAGUCAGAGUCUGCACGAGGCCACCAUGUACUACCCCAUGCGCUCGGUGCGGCACGGCCGCUUCGUCCUGCUGCACAACCUGAACUACCGCUCGCCCUUCCCCAUCGACCAGGACCUGUACGUCUCGCCCACCUUCCAGGACCUUCUGCAGAGGACGCAGGCGGGCACGCCCACCCACUGGUUCAAGACUCUGCGUCAGUAUUAUUACAGGGAGCGCUGGGAGCUGUUCGACACGCACUCGGACCCGGCCGAGCAGAACAAUCUGGCCUCGGAUCCCCAACAUCAAGCUAUACUGCAGCUCCUGAAGGACCAGCUGGUGAAGUGGCAGUGGGAGACGGAGGACCCGUGGGUCUGCGCUCCGGACGCCGUACUUGAGGACAAGAUGGAGCCGAAGUGCAGGCUGCUGUACAACGAGCUGUGAAGGAUCAGCUUCAGCUCGCAGACUGUGAAGCUUCCUGCAAAUUCCUGCAUAAAAACCUUGUUUAAGAUUGUUGCUGGGUUUUUUUUCUCCUGUUUUCCUUAUAGGGAAUAUAUAUAUAUAUAUAUAUAUGCACAGCACUUUAAAAAAAAAUCAAACGUACAAAUAUUACAUACUAUAGAGAUUAUUUCAAAAAUCAUGAAACCACACUAAUGUAGAAGUGAUUAAAACACUAUUAAAGGCUAAUUCUUAUUAAAAGAGA